AUGCCCUGGCAGCCCCUUCCCCGAAUCGCCUUCGCCGUCGCGACAUACCCCUUCGCCGCCUCAGGCCCGGCCGACCUACCCCUCGAGAUUGGCGAUGAACUGUACAUAAUCGAAGAGACCCCUGACGGCAACUGGCUGCGUGGCUACCUGGUAGCCCCUCCCAGUCUGCUGGCCGGACUGACCUCUGUCAAGGGGCAGACCCUCGAGGCUCGUGUCUUCAGCGGUAUCUUCCCAAGGAGUUGUGUUGAGGUGCGCGAGGUCCUGGGCGAGUCCGAUGAAACGGAAGACGGUGAAGACGGCGCCAGCGAUGAUGCUACGACAGCGAAUGAUGAUAUCCACAUUGGGAGUGAUUCAGGCAAGAGCGGCUUAACGCCGACAACUACCGAGAAGAGGGCGUCAGUGGAUGGCCACAAGUCGAUCGAGAGUUUACGGGGACCCAAGAUCGAACUGAAGGGCCGUAAACCUCUCAAGGAGCUUCCCAAUGGCACUCAAGGACGGCUUUCCGUGCCCGUCAAGCGGGACCCGGAUGCUCCCCGACCUGCCGCGCCUGUGCCUAUGCUCAAAAUCGGCGACGAGACUCCUACGUCGGCGGCCGAGCCUCUUAUCGACGAAAUCGCCAGCUGUUUACGCGAAUGGCACUCGACAAACUUACACAGCCUCGUAUUGUCCCGGCAGUACUCUCGUCUCGACAAGCUGUCGCAUCUGAUCACAACCCUCAACCUCAGCAGACAGCAAUUCCUUCACAAUGUUCUUACAACACACGAAUACGACAAGCUCCGAGAAAAGACGGUCUGGGAUUUGGUGCGCGUGAACAAGCUAUGUGGAGGAGAAGUCAUAGUGCGAGACCCGACAGAGCGCGGACGGGUGCUGACAGGCGACGAUUCGGUCGUGGAGGUGACAAAGUUGCAGUCGGUCAUGAGCGUUCUGGAUGAGCCUCCACAUCCCACAGCCGAGCCGACGGCGCUGCAUCAUUUAUUGGUCGAUGUUAAGGGAUUUGCUGGCGCGUCCGCCGAAGAAACGUCACUCGUUGUCUACCUGGUGGCCAAGCCGGUGGGAGAACAGGCGACGGCCCUCUCUGAGUGCUUUGUCAUCGAUAUACCCCCUGGCGGAACAAUUGGCACUCUUUCCAAGUCUGGCCAGACGAGAACCAUAUUCGCCGAUCUCUCUUCACAAGAUAUUGGCGAUGUCGCCUCGGCGGAAACGGAUCUUUACCUCGUGGUGAAGGUGCGAUCUUCUCACCAAGUUGCAGCUAGCGGAAAGCCAGAAUCUCGUUCCGGCGCCAAAUCCCAGGGGGCUGGGGCACACAAGGACCCUGCCAAGCCGCCUUCCGCCAGCAAUAACAAGUCUUCUAGAAGGAGUCUAAUGUGGGGAUCGAAGACGGCACGUUCGGCAUUCUCAAGGGGGGGAGCGGCAUCAAGGUUGGACUCUGUGACGGAACAAAUGGAUGGCCGCCCGUCAACCCAAGAGGAUGGUACCGAUAGCGCAGCGCCGCCCAGCACGGCCGGCUCAAGAACUAGAGGGUCAAUGGACGCUGGGGCAGGGUUCCACAUGGCUGAGCGCACAGUGGGCAUAGGUGUGCUGAAGCUUAAUGCGCUCAUGAAGCAGGAAGACGAAGUUGAGCAGGUUGUUAGCGUAUGGUCACCCUCGCUUACGAUCCCUACCGAGAAACAAGGCCUGCAUGAAGAUUGGGACGUCCUGAUCCGAGAGCUCAUGGACAGCCCGAAUGGCCACUAUGAGAAGUCACGUCGAACAGAGCGAGUGCAAGUUCACCUAAAACCCUUUAAUCAUCCAGACGUGGAAACAUUAGUCAAGGUUACACCGACUCUUCUCGCUGGGGUCCGAACAACAAAUAAGAUUGGCUUCUCGGGUGCGCCAACAAAACCGAGAUCGGACAUCUAUGUCACUCUCGACACCGCAGCUCUGUCAAAGCAGAAUCUUCUUUCCAGAUAUGCAGGCAACCCAACUACCCUCUCCAGCAGCGUACACGGAAAUAAUAUGCAGGUUACUCUUGAAGUCCGGAGAACGAGCGGGGAAAAGAUACCGAACUGCAUCUUCUCCUCGUCCAACACUGAAGGGUUAACUACGUGGAAGUCCACAGCGGUAGACAGAGGAGGUCACUGGAGACAGACCGUUCGACUUGUAGUUCCACCACAGGAUGUGUUUACUUCACACCUCGUCAUGUUCCUGUCUGAGAUGCCAAAUGCUCCUUUCGCGGUUGCCCACAUGCCGUUGUGGAACCAAGAGGCUUUUGUCCGAGACGGUGCUCACGCUUUGCUGCUUUACAAGAUUGAUGAGUACACAUCCACCGCCCAAGCAGGCCCGUCCGGAAAAGGAGGGUACCUCUCGCUGCAGUGGAGCGCCAGAGGGAACGAUGAACAUUCUGCCGAAGUGACCGGACCCUUGGCAAUCCUGCGUGUCGACACAUACCUAUGCAGCACCACGUUCUCCCAAGACAGGGUGGUACUAGGGUUGAUCAAGUGGAAGGACGCCCCUAAAGAAGAGAUUCCCGCUCUCCUGAAGCACCUGAUUUUCGUACCGGAAAUUGAGGUCGUCAAGCUCCUCAGCGAUGUCCUUGACGCACUUUUCGGCAUCCUGGUCGAACACUCCGGUAACGAUGAGUACGAGGACUUGGUGUUCACUGCGUUGGUAAGAGUUCUGGGUAUCGUGCACGACAGGAGAUUCAAUCUAGGCCCCCUGGUUGACCAAUACGCUGAAAAUCGUUUCAACUACCCCUUCGCCACGGCAUGCCUCGUCCGGUCUUUUACGCGUUUGCUUGAGAAACCCACCGAGCCAGAGACGUCAAGAAAGCUCCGUUCUACCUUCAAGGUUGUUCGUCAUAUCCUGAAAUUCAUUACUCACGCGCGGGGCCAGCAGAAGGCCAAGGAAGCUGGAAUAGGUAUCACGACUUCAGGCUCCACACCUGGCUUUACCCGAGAGCUGAGAAACAUUUUCAAGGCUCUAGAUGCCAUGAUGCGUAACAACGCCCCGGUCCUAGUCGGCAGCCAGACCCUGGCUGUUCAGCACUUCCACACGUGGCUGCCAGAACUGACUGGACUUUUGACCACUGAAGAAAUCCUCCAUAUUGCAAUCGACUUUCUCGACUCCUGCGCCGAUGUCAAGGGCAAACUGGUGCUGUACAAGUUAGUCUUGAUCAUCAACUACUCGAAGCUCGACAUGUUCUCCCGGCCGGAUCAAAAAUCAGCCCUCACAGCCAAUACGGUACGAUGGAUCGCACCGCACUGGGGCCAUAACGAAGAUGUUACCGAUCUGUGGAAAGAUCAAGUACGUCUUUGUUGCUCCGUUCUCGCCAGCCAGAUCGACAACCUGGGAGCCGAGAUUCCCGACUACCUACCAAAAAUAAUCGACUCUUAUUUGUCUAUUGUGUCAACCGACAUCAAGCCGCGCAACCGUCUUUCCCUUUUGUUUCCGACAUCAUACCCGUUCCCGUCUAGACCUAUAAUGGAAGAAUGCACAUUCGAUGAGGCAUUGAUUGAGCUCUCUGCCAUUCUUUCAGCUGUUUCAAAUUCACCAAGCGGCAUGCAACUGGAGUUGACGGAAGGAGACCUAACUGUAUUAUUAGAAAAUACCCUUCGCGUACACAUGAGCAUACUGAUGGGAGAGGCUUUCCCACCAGAAUGGUUGAGCGUACAUAUUUAUCACCACAAGUCUACGAUGAAGACGUUGCAGUAUCUCUCCAGCAUCUUGCUGGAGUCUUUUUUACCACACCCUGACGAGGCCGAGAGUUUCAACACGGAACUCUGGAAGAUGUUCUUUACGACAAUGUUGAAGCUGGUCGGCAGCCCUUCCCUGGCACUGGAGACUUUCCCCGAACAAAAGCGCAGGGCGGUAUGGAAGAUCGCCGGCGACGUGAGGGAACAUGGGGCUGAGCUGCUGAGGAGGACCUGGGAGGCUAUUGGAUGGGAGACGAGCAGUGACGAGCGGGCUCGAUACGGCCUGUCCAAGAUGGGCGGCUACCAGGUUCAAUACGUCCCUACCUUGGUCGGUCCAAUCGUCGAGCUUUGUCUUAGUGUGCACGAAGGCCUUCGACGCAUGGCAGUUGAAGUACUUCAGACCAUGAUUGUCAGCGAGUGGACUUUGAGCGAGGACCUUUCUGCCAUCCAGACUGAGAUGAUCGAUUGUCUCGACCAUUACUUCAAGUCCAAACCUUUGACUGAAAGCAUCCUGCAGAAACUCUUCGUGAACGAGGUAUUGGAGAGGUUCGCGCCUCUGUCAGCCAUACCAGAAGAUUCUCUGCAUGCAAGUCUUAGCGAAUUGAUGGCUACCGUUGACGAGUUCCUCGAUCUGCUUGUGGCCGUUCACAGUGGCGACGUCACAAGCGAGGCAUCCCAUCUCAUCAACCGCCUCAGACUGAUGGAAUUUCUCCGAGACAUGCAAAAAGAGGAAAUAUUUAUUCGAUACGUCCAUCAGCUGGCUGUUCUUCAAGGCGAGGCGAGGAACCACUGCGAGGCCGGUCUGGCACUGCGCCUCCACGCCGACCUUUAUGCAUGGGAUCCGACAAAGCAGGUUCCUGCCUUGGAGGAACCCGAGUUUCCUGUUCAGACCCAUUUUGAGCGCAAGGAGCGCAUCUACUUCGACAUGAUCAAGCGUUUCGAGGAUGGGGAGGCUUGGAGCAGCGCUCUUGCAGCCUACCAAGAGUUGCGGACCCAGUACGAGAGCAACAUUUUCGACUUUUCCAAACUGGCGAGGACUGAGCGCGCCAUUGCCACUAUUUAUGAGACCAUUUCGAAGAGCGACAAACUCGUGCCGAAAUAUUUCAAGGUUGUGUACAAGGGCCUUGGAUUCCCGUCCAGUCUCCGCGAUAAGGAAUUCGUGUAUGAGGGCUCCCCGACAGAACGUGCCGCUGCCUUCACGGAUCGAAUGCAGGAGCAGUACCCAUCUGCUCAAAUCGUUACUGGCGGCGAUGUUGACGACGUCGAAGGCCAGUUCCUUGUCAUAUCCGCAAUUACGCCCCACCGCGACCUUAACCACCAAGUGUUCCAGCGCGCUCGCGUUCCUCAAGUCAUCCGUGACUAUCUCCUAUCAGCCCAUCCUCAAAGCUUCUCUGUUUCGUCCAAGCGCAAUACAUCCGGGCCCGUUGAAGAGCACUACGCAGAAAAGUUUGUCUUCACCACCGCGGACCCAUUCCCGACAAUCUUGCGGCGAAGCGAGAUCGUCAACACCAAGGAAAUUAGACUUAGUGCCCGCGAAACCGGUCUCGAGCGAAUUGUCAGGAAAACCCAAGAGAUGACUGUUAUUGAGAAACAGAUAGCCGACGGCGAUCAUGAGAAUGCUCAACUCCUCCUUGAUGCCAUCAGUAUAUCUGUCAACCCAGACUCCGAAAACAGUGUGGUUUGCUACCGUCAACUGCUUCCCACUCCCAGCGAAGAUGAUAGCGAAGAAGAGGAUGAGGCGGUGGAGUUGGAACCCCAAGACAACGCCAUCAAAAUGGCUCUAGUUGACCACGCUAUCAUGAUCAAACGGUGCCUGGGAACUUUUUCCCGAAGUUCGAACGAGAUUCUCAACCAAAAACAUGAGGAGCUCAAGAAAUACUUCGAAAGCACAUUUGCGCCCGAGAUCGCCCUCUUCGCACCUCCGCAACCUUGUCGGGAGUCAUCCAUGGCUUCCCCGACCUGGCGUCGAUCAUCGCCGUCCACUGAGCAAGUUUCUCCUCAGCCUCAGAGCAUUAACGGCAUGAUCACCAACGGCGUGAUUGCGGAAGAGGCUGCGACAGUUGCGCCUAUAGCUGUACGAGCCCGCGGCACGCGGCUUAGCUUCCUCGGAGGCCGUAGGAAGGAUUCCCUGGGACAGCAACAGACCAAUGGCGAUACCCAUGUGAACGGUGACGCGGAUGAAACUGUCAGCAACAGAAGUCGGAGUUUCAGCAAGACCCAGGAGAACGGUAACCGUCGGAGCUUUUUCCGUACCACGACUGCGACGCCCGAUGCCCAGCGUACUACGGGUGGUAAUGACGCCACAAGCGAGUGGGUGACAGACUCUGGCGGGCGUCAAAGUUCAGACCUUGGCGUGAGCUACUCUGAGAAGGAGCGCCAGUACAGCGAUGAUCGAUCGGUGGAGUCUCCCGGCGUUGUCAAGCGAGGUAGUGUUAGAAAGAGGCUCAGCUUGCUGAAGCUGGGUAAAAAGUCAAACAAGGGGGCAGGCGCUAUGGGCAGCGUGCACGAAGAGUAG
Messenger RNA from Colletotrichum truncatum, 6186 nucleotides. RefSeq names its product sh3 domain containing protein. Gene Ontology annotation, biological process: small GTPase-mediated signal transduction. The record is from RefSeq and is a predicted model, not a curated record. Gene Ontology annotation, cellular component: cytoplasm; plasma membrane. Gene Ontology annotation, molecular function: guanyl-nucleotide exchange factor activity; small GTPase binding. Lineage: Eukaryota; Fungi; Ascomycota; Sordariomycetes; Glomerellales; Glomerellaceae.